Messenger RNA from Eruca vesicaria subsp. sativa (arugula), 405 nucleotides. The record is from the annotation of a GenBank genome assembly. Lineage: Eukaryota; Viridiplantae; Streptophyta; Magnoliopsida; Brassicales; Brassicaceae.
AUGGCAUUUUUCAUAACUACCACUGUGGUGACAUCUGUGUAUCCAUGUUUUGGGCAAAAGAAUAUUGACGAUGAACCACUGGUUAAUCAUGGUCGUGAUAUGGAUGCAGUGAAGGCGAUCUCUCCUGCUUCGCAAGAUUACAAUUGGGAUAUGCUCGAGAACCUCCAAACAAAAUACAUGAUGUAUAUCGGAACCUGCAUGAAUACGAUGGAGAGUGAUUUUAGGAAUUGUAAUGAAGAUGUCAUUGAGGAGAUUCUUACGAAGAAACCUGUUUCCAGAGAGUGUUGUAUGAAGGUAGUAAAAGCUGGAAAAAAAUGCUACAUGGAGAUUAGAAAGGUGAUGUUUCAAUUUUAUCAACUCAAACGCUUUGCUUCUCAAGUUUCUUUCAGAACUAAUGAGGUUUGA